Aspergillus steynii IBT 23096 is the source of this 1960-nucleotide messenger RNA. RefSeq lists its product as uncharacterized. The record is from RefSeq and is a predicted model, not a curated record. Bases 107 to 1957 code for a protein of 616 amino acids. Lineage: Eukaryota; Fungi; Ascomycota; Eurotiomycetes; Eurotiales; Aspergillaceae. The transcript is spliced from 2 exons.
CCGAACUUCCCCAACUUCCAACCACACCAUGACAUUCCAUUCCGCCUUGCUAACAGGCUCCUUGCAGGUUGUUAAUUGUUAACUAGCCAGCCCUAUACAUUUCACCAUGGGCAUCCCCCGCCUGACACAGCAUCUGCUCUCAUUUUCAGACACCGCUUUACUUGGGCGCAAGGCUAACACCAGACAACAGGAAUCUGAGAACAUUGAGUCCAUUGUGAUCGAUGGCCCUAGCUUGGUUUACCAUGUAUAUGGGCGCUUGCUCUCUUGGUCCGAUCCAAAACUCAACUUCCCAGACUUACAGCCAACCUGCAAUGAGGUGAGCUGCGGAGUCAUGAUAUGCCUUCUUCAAUUGACCAUAAUUGGAGUUCGGAUCGAAGAAAUAUGUUUCGACGGGGCCCUGCCUCUUCAGAAGCGCGAGACACGCCUUACUCGGCUAGAAAAGUCGAGGACAAAGCUGGAGCAAUUUUGUCUUAAAACCAGAAAAGGGUUCCUAUGCUCGAACGCCCCUCGCAAUGAUCGCGCGGUUAAUCCUGAAAUGGUCCUAGGGACCCAAAGUCUCUCCGCAAGGCAUAAUACCCUACCUGAAAGCCCUUUUAUUGUUCCGGCGGUUUUCGAAGACCUGAAACAUAGGUGGAGUCGAGAAAACAUACUGAAUGUAGCCAAGGAUACCAUGUGUAUACCUCAGAUUCAUUUGGCGGACUUGCCUUGGGCGGACAUCACUGUAAUGGUCUCGGGGGAAGCCGAUGCCCACUGCGCCCGUAAGGCAAGAUGUUCAAACUCUGCCAUACUCACCAACGACUCGGACCUAUUGCUCUACAAUCUCGGACCGUGUGGCUCUGUUGUUUUAUUAAAUUCACUUCAUAUCUCAAACUGGGAUCCGACUACCCCCGCCGCUUCACAGGUGAAAUGCCUGAAAAUAUGUCCUACCUUGGUUGCCCAGAGACUGGGAAUUAGAGAUCUUAUGGGGCUUGCCUAUGGCCUCCAGAAUCAACCACAUGUACGAUUGGCCGAAUUGAUACAGCAAACCAACCAAACGCAAGGCCAGCUCGCAGAACUGCCGGCCUUUCGUAUUUUCCUCGAGGAGUAUCGCGCUGAAGCGAACGUUGGCGCAAGCCACACCGCACCCUGGAACCUUGAUGCAAGAGUAUCGGAAUUGUUCUGGCAGUAUGAGCUGCGACACGCGUUUGCCCCAUGCCAACCACCGCAUAUGUAUCUUGCGGUACUAACCGAAGACCACUCACGGCGCUGUGCUUGGGCAACGGGCCUACCAUUUAGAUCCCUAGCAUAUUCAAUUCUCAAUUCAUCUCGCCCGGCAUCUGAAAGACACCCUUUCAUCAAUGAAUUCGCCCGACGAGGUGGAAGAAUCGCAGCGCACCAAAUAUAUCUCGGCGACGCAGAGUGGAUUGUUUCUCAAAUAGACCAAACCUGGGCGCGCACGGAAUCAAUUGGAGCUGCAUUGGGAGUCAGCACAUCCUUCCCUGUCUACUGGCUAUUGUUUGCUCUCUAUGAAGUAUAUGACACCGAAGGCGGCCAAAAGCUUCCCGGACCGGAGCAACUAAGCCGAUUCCUUAUUCUCGGUCAUAUGGGCAAGGAGUUGGAAUGGACCGACAUUCAUCUCAACGCCCAGAUCCAGGCUGUGCUAUAUUCUUUAAGGAUUCUAUCUCAGGUGCUCCAAAUUACAACGUUUGACAGUGGAGUUGCGCCACAACUACGAAAUUUGCUGGCUCGUCUCCCAGCCAUUCAUCUCAUGAUGCGGCCAGCGAGUCAGAUCAUGACGACAUGCAUUCCAUCCAGAAAGUCUAUCACUAACUUAGUUGAGAAAAUUCUUCGACUUGUUAGAGGUAUGACUUGUCCUCAAUCUUCGCAGUUCUUGACAGAGCCUCCAGCAACUCCGACCAAGAGCCACAAGGACUGUCGCACGCCUCGUAAUCUGUAUGAUCUGCUCGAGUGUGAAUGAAUU